AUGCCCGCGGAGCGGCUGCUGUUACGCCAGGUGCUCUUAAGCCCUGGGGGGGCAACCCCGCAGAUUCCCUUGGGGAGCCUCAUGCGAUGGCUCCCGACCUUGCCAAGCAAGGAGGCAUCCACGGCCAUGGACCGGAGCACCGUGGUUUUGCCCCGGCCUGGAGAUGGCUGGUAUGCGCCCCCGGCGAUGAGCUCUUCUGCAGGAUUUCCCUGGGGCGAGCUCACUGCCAAAGGUGUGCAGCAAAUGCGAUGGCUGGGUCAAAGUCUUUGCAAGGAGGCCGUACCCAGCACCUGGCAACUACGAUCUGCCGGCCUUGGGCGAUGCGUUUCCGCGGCGCAGGCCCUGGCCUGGGGAGGCCUGGAGUCGCAGGGCGACCGCUACGCGAAGCCGGUCGAAGUGCUCGUAUCUGGCGGUGAGGCGCUCUUGCCCCAGCUACGUCCCGGUGAUGAAGGCUACCCUGAGCCAGCCGAAGAGUCAUUGGAGGAAAUGAAAUCUCGCCGCGCUGUGCAGGCGACAGUGGCCGAGCGCUUGGCCGCCGAAAUGGACAUCCCAACGGAGAGCCUUGCGGACCUCGACGCCGACGAGUUGUGCAGAGCAGCUGUGUCUGUUGAUGGCCUCGUGCAGGGUGCAAUGGAUCUCCGUUCAAUCAAGCGAUUGAAUUAUCGUUCCUGGGCGAUGCCGCUGCGAGAAUCGGGUCUGCCGUCAGCUGUGCCAGUCAUCGGCCCUUUGAUCAGCGAGAUGAUCCGUGCCUUCGACACCGCCCUGGAGGGAUCCGACCUCGGCUUGGUCGUCUACGUAGCUGAUGCAUCCUCGUUGGUCUGCAUUGAGAAUUCCAUGUCUUCGGACGCAUCUUCAAGGCACAUCUCAAACAUCUGGCCCGCGGACUCCGAGUCCUUGUCGCUUGAGCUCCGCCAGUCUGGCAGUGAGGUGCUGUUUGCACUUCGCGGCCGCGAUGGGCAUGCAGAGACGGUGCCGUACGAGGCACUGCGCGCCCGGCUGGUGGACGCCCUGGGCACAGCGUGA
Symbiodinium sp. CCMP2592 is the source of this 1023-nucleotide messenger RNA. Lineage: Eukaryota; Dinophyceae; Suessiales; Symbiodiniaceae. The record is from the annotation of a GenBank genome assembly.